Molecule: messenger RNA, 454 nt
Organism: Gongylonema pulchrum
Lineage: Eukaryota; Metazoa; Nematoda; Chromadorea; Rhabditida; Gongylonematidae
Source: the annotation of a GenBank genome assembly
GGCCAAUUGUUUGCUUCGAAGUCGACUCUUACUAAUGUGGAAAAAUUUAAGAACUUUUUGAGGUCUAAACUGCUUUUUUUUUCCACAGAUUACUGCUAUUUUGGCGGAACAAGUACUCUCAACUGUGUUUCUAAGCACUGAUGCUCCUGCGGAGGAAGUAAACACCCUUACUGACCUCCUGCCGUCCAACGUACGGGUCGAGCAGUUUUUGAAUGAGACGUCGCUGAAUGACGGAGAAGUGUCAAUUAUCGAUCAGUGGAUUUGUGCACAUGCCCGCUACUUCAUUGGUACUCAUGCAUCAACUUUCUCAUAUCGAAUACAGGAAGACCGGGAGAUUUUGGGCUUUGCGCCAGAAACAACCUUCAACAGGCUCUGUCCUGACAGUGAUGCCAACUGUGAACAGCCUGCCCGAUGGAUGAUUGUUUAUGAGAGUUCGCGAGAGCAGUACGUGUGA